AUGAAGCUGCUUAGCGCAGAAGGCAAAGGUCUGCACGGAGCCGGGUGUGGGCACGGGCAGCCGCCGGCAGCAUCCCCGCGGAGCCRGCCGCAGGCGCCCGGCAGGAUGGCAUGGCGCGCACUGGUGCUCUUCCCCUUCCUCCUGCCCGCGGUCGCAGGCAACACGGCGCCCUACUUCAACAUGAGCAUCGUGUACGUGCCCGAGGACCUGGAGAUCGGCCAGGAGGCUUUCCAGCUGCRGGCUUUUGACGUGGACGGGGACCCGCUCACCUACGGCAUCAGCGGGCCGGAGUCCUUCUACUUCAACGUCGAAGCGGACACGGGCCGAGUGUUUCUCAAGAACCUCCUGGACCGCGAGUCCCAGGCCAGGCUCACRCUCACCAUCACCGUGUCCGACGGGCAGAACGACCCAGUCUCCAAAAAGCUCGCUGUCAUCGUGGAGGACCGGAAUGACAACGCCCCUGUCUUCCACAACCUGCCGUAUGAAACCACUGUCCCCGAGAAUGUGACGCCUGGCAGCAUCAUCUACGCUGUGUUUGCCAACGACAGUGACACCGGGAAUGCCUCCAAGGUCAGCUACAACAUCGAGGAGGUGAUCCCCGACAACGCCAAGAAUCAUUGGCUCUUCUACGUCCUGCCCAACGGCAGCGUUGUGCUCAACGGCUCGCUGGACUAUGCCCUGAGCACCUUCUACCAGAUCAAGAUCGUUGCCAAGGACGGCGGGGGGCUGCUGCACGGGGCGCUCACCUUCCAGCAGAGCGUCACCUACUUGUCUGUGACCGUCCGCGACCUGCCCAACCUCGAGCCGCGCUUCCUCAACGAGCCCUACGCGGGCUCCGUGCCAGAGAACUGCCCUCUGGGCACCACCGUGCUGACCGUCACUGCCAUCGACAGGGACACGGGGGUGAACGAUGACAUCUUGUACAGCAUCACCAAUUCCAAUGUUCCUUUUGCUAUCAAUGACACGACGGGCAGCAUCACUGUGACUGGCUUCCUGGACCGGGAACAACUGCCAGAUGAAGUGCUGCAGCUGGAAGUCGUGGCACGGGAGAAGAACCUGGACAUCUACGGCAAAGUGGCCAACAUCAGCACCGAGGUGACAGUCACGGUGACCGAUGUGAAUGACAACAAGCCCCAUUUCUACCUCUGUUCCCUCUCCAGCUGCAACUUCUCUGCUGAUGCCCAGAACACCUUCACGGGCAGCAUUGUGGAGCACUCCUCCUCGAACCUGGCUGUGUCCGRCCUCGACAUCGUUGCACAUGACGCUGACGAGGGCAUCAACAGCAGUUUUGAGCUGUAUCUGCAAGGUGCAAAUGCCAGCGCCUUCUCUGUGUCCCCCAYGAAGAUUGUGGGCACAGGGGAAGUCCAGAUCCUGGUGAAAGACUCGCUGUCUGUGGACUACGAAAUAAGCCAUGUCAUGGUGGUGCAGAUUGUUGCUAAUGACACAGGCAACCCCACCGACUGCUGCUCCACAGCUACUGUGACCAUCAACCUCAUUGACAGCAAUGACCACAUCCCCGAGUUCCCCCAGAGCGUCUACUACCUGAACGUGACGGAGAACAGCGCCGAUGGCACCGUCAUCUCCCCAGGCAUCACGGCCUAUGAUCCGGAUAGUGGUAUCCUGGGCCAGAUCACCUACCAGCUCCUCCCGGAGAGCAUCCGGGAAGUCUUCGCUGUGAACGCCACGACCGGCGCUGUGCUGGUGCRCAACGGGAGCUGGCUGGACCGCGAGACUCGCUCCUUCUAUUACGCCAACCUGCAGGCCAAGGACGGGGGAAACCUGACAGGCUCCACGCUGCUGGAGAUCACCGUGCUGGAUGCCAACGACAACGCUCCCAUCAUCACUGGCUCCUAUUUCAUCUCUGUGAAUGAGGGGCAGAAUGUCAGCGUGCAGAUCCUGGCCGUGGACAAUGAUGAGCCCAACACCCCCAACAGUGAGUUGCGCUACAAGAUCUUGCCAGGGCCAUUCAGUGACAACUUCACCAUUGAAGCGGUCGAGGGGUUGAUGCAGAACAAGGGGCCGCUGGACCGCGAGGCUUUGGAUGAUGAUCGUGGGCAGAUGGUGGUGACGGUGGAGGUGUACGACCUGGGCACRCCACAGCAAAGUUCCUACGUCAACGUCACCAUCACUGUGGGGGACGUGAAUGACAAUGUGCCUGUGUUCCUCAACCAAUCCUAUGAGUUCUCGGUCUCGGAAGGAUCUGCAGGGUCCUUYGUGGGCAAUGUGGAAGCCACAGAUGCUGACCGGACGGACAUCAAUUCCCGCAUUUCCUUCCUGCUGCAAAGUGGCAGCGGCUCCAGCAACUUCCUAAUCCGCUCAUCCCGCCUGGGGCCAGGGCACUACAGCGGUCGGCUGCUCCUGGACCCUGAYGUGUCCCUGGACUAUGACACCUUGCAGCAGAAGUUCUUCUCCCUGGUGGUGCUGGCAGAGAACACAGCGGCGGACAGUGUGGGGGACACCGCUAAUGCCUCAGUGGUGGUCAAUGUCCUUGACGUCAAUGAUGAGCCCCCCACCAUCCUGCCCGCCUCUCUGCAAGACGUGAGCGUGAGCGAGAACAGCACCCAGGAGGGCCUCGUCUGCACCGUGGUGGCCUCUGACCCGGACACCAACCACUUGCUGGUCUUUGAAGAGCUGGAAGUCUCCUGCUUCAAGGGGACGAGCAGUGUUGGGGACGUGUGCUGGGACUGGUUUGUGCUGGCACCCAAUGGCUCGGUGGUGGUAAACAGCUCGGACAUCGACUACGAGCUGUGUGACGUGGUGGUGCUCACGCUGCGGGUUGAAGACGUCAACACCGAGAAGGGCAACCGCUACAGCCGGAACGAAAGCCUGAGGAUCCUCAUCACUGAUGUGAAUGACAACGCGCCGGUUUUCCUGCCCUCCUCCGAGAUAUUUGUGGUUGUCCCUGACGUCUCUCCUGUGGACCUACAAGUGGCUGUGGUGAAGGCCAAGGACGCYGACUCAGGCCCCAGAGGAACUAUCUCCUUCUCCAUCGUCAGCGUGGUGUUCGUGCAGGACAACGGCAACAGCCAGACCUUCGAGAACCUCUUCAAGGUGGUGACCACAGCCGAGCAGGACACCUACGUCGGGAGCAUCCAGGUGGCCAGCAACCUCGAUAGGUCGCUGAAGGGGCGGUACAAGGUGACGGUGGAGGCCAAGGACGGCGAGGCACCGGUGCACACGACGCAGACGGUGCUGGACAUCUUCACGGUGGAUAACAGCUACCUAGUUCGCCUGCAGUUCGUGACCCCGGUGGAUGAAGUGCAGAGUAACCUGGACAAUAUCAAACUGGUGCUGACCAUGGCCACCAAGGCACGGGUCUACGUGGUGUCCAUCCAGAGCCAGGACGAUGCCCGCGCCUCCCGUGCCGCCCGGGCUGAAGUCAGGUCUGUGCUGGAGGUGUAUUUUGUGUACAGCAACGGCACCGCACUGGACGUCAACCAGCUGAGCAUGCUCAUACAGAGCGACCCGCAUGUCCUGACGCAGCUGGUGAACCUCGGCCUGGCUGUCAUUGGCCCUGGCGAGGUGACGAAGCCUGACAAAGAGAAGGAGCUGAUUGGUGUCAUCGCAGGGCUGGCAGCCUUCUUGCUCCUCUUCAUCCUCAUCAUGAUUCUAGCCUUGGCUCUCACCACCAGGAGCUUCAAGAGGAAGCUGAACGCGAUGAAGGCUCUGAAGGCGGCCACGACGCUCACGCCUGCCAUGGUGCAGCAGGGCCCCGGCAUCCCCGGGACCAACCAGUACAACACCGAGGGGGCAAAUCCCGUGCUCAACCUCUCCUUCAAUCCCUCCCAUGAUUUGGGCUUCCACGAAGACUCCUGCUCUGUGGCCAGCAUGAAUUCACUGGAUGAAAACACAGUAGAUGUACCUGGGGACAGUAUCCCCAAGGCCAAGGGCAAAGCGUGGCCCGUGGACACGGCCAGUGACGAGGCGCUGGUGGCUGCCCUGCACCUGAAGGAGCCCAGCAAAGUGGCGUUCAUCAACAACGCCUUCACCACCACGGACCUGUGA
Molecule: messenger RNA, 4005 nt
Organism: Nothoprocta perdicaria
Lineage: Eukaryota; Metazoa; Chordata; Aves; Tinamiformes; Tinamidae
Gene: CDHR2
Product: cadherin related family member 2
Exons: 32
Coding region: 1-4005 (1334 amino acids)
Biological process (GO): homophilic cell-cell adhesion
Cellular component (GO): plasma membrane
Molecular function (GO): calcium ion binding
Source: RefSeq, a predicted model, not a curated record